UGGAGCUGACGUGUAGAUUGGCCGACAGUGGGCACGCGGACCGGCCGCUGCCUCUGGGCCGGUGCUACACUGCACUGUCCCGUCCUACGGGUGUCCUGGGCCGAUGCUGUUCAGACGCACACUACUCUGUCCAACGGAUGUCGGCACGAGGUGCCGUGCCCCCGCUGGGCGCCAUGUGCGGGUCGCUGGCCGUGGCGCCGGCGCUGCAGCACCUGGGCCGCAAGCGCUCGCUGAUGCUGGCCGCGCCCAUCUUCGUCAUGGGCUGGACCGUCAUCGCCUUCGCCACCUCCUCGGCCGUGCUCAUAUGCGCGCGCAUCACCUGCGGCUUCUGCGCCGGCCUCGUCACCCCAUCCGCGCAGGUGUAUGUGAGCGAGUGCGCGCACGCCAAGACGCGCGGUAUGCUGGGCUCGCUGCCGGCGCUCUUCAUGGCGGGCGGCGUGCUCAUCUCGUACAUCCUGGGCACGUGGCUCACCUGGCACCACCUGGCGCUCGCGUCCGCGCUCUUCCCCGCCCUCAUGUUCCUCUGCCUGCUGCCGCUGCCCGAGUCACCCGCCUGGCUGCUGUCGCACGGCCGCGUGGACGAGGCCAAGGAGGCGCUGCGCUGGCUCAAGCGCACGGCAGACGUGGCCGCCAUCGAACUCAACGUCGUGCAGAAGGCCGACGGCAAAGUCGCACCCUCCACUGUGGCAGGUGGCCAGGGCGAGCGUGAGCGCCGCCUGUCGGAGCUCACCGAGCGCUCCCCGCGGACGCCGCGCUCCGCGGCGCCCUCCACGGACGACGAGCUCGACACGCACGCCGAUGAGGAGAUCGCGGACAUCGCCGCGGACGAGAGGAGGCGCUCCAUCGUCAUGAAGAGGCCCACGGAGGGCGACCUCUCCCUCAAGUCUUUCCUGCGCCGGCCGGUGCUGUAUCCCUUCGGCCUGUGCCUCGCUCUGCUGGGUUUCCAGCAGGUGAGCGGCAUCGACACGGUCAUCUUCUACACCAUCGAGAUCUUCAUGGCGGCCGGCGGCUCCAUCAACGAGUACUUUGCGACGAUCCUAAUCGGCGUGGUGCAGCUGGUCUGCACCAUGCUGUCGGUGCUGGUGAUCGACAAGACGGGGCGGCGGCCGCUGCUGCUCGUCUCGGGCGCCACCACGGCGCUGGCCAUGGCCCUGGUGGGCGCCUACUUCCACCUGCACGAGCGCGGCCGCGCGGAGGGGCUGGGCCUGCUGCCCGUCGGCUCGCUAGUGCUCUUCAUGGUUGGCUUCUCGCUGGGCUACGCCAACAUCCCCUUCCUGCUGAUGGGCGAGCUGCUGCCCGUGCGCCAGCGCAGCGUCCUCAGCUCGCUCGCCGGCUCCUUCAACCUGGGCACCAUGUUCCUCGUCAUCAAGACGUACCCGCAGCUCCGGCACGCCAUGGGCACGGACGGCACCUUCUGGCUGUACUCCGCGCUCUGCCUCGCGUCCUGCCUGUUCGUCGCUCUGCUGCUGCCCGAGACCAAGGGCAAGACGCUGGACGAGAUCGAGCACUACUUUGAGGGCAAGCACCAGCUCGCCAAGGAGAAGCGCAAGGCCAAGCUCGCCGCGGCCAACAGCGUCAUCAACAAGGUGUAAGAAAGGGUUCGAGAUCCACCCACAUAGAAUAGAGGUCAGGGGGAUGUCGCAGGAGUUAUUGAGACUGUGAUAGUUCACAUCAAAUUGAAAUACGCUUGAACCUCGUAUGUAGUAGGUGGACUUCUAUGAACUUCGAUCGAAGUUCACGAACAUUGAUCACAAGUUAAUGAAUUUCGACUCUAAAACAUGAUAUUCGACAGAAGUUCAUGUGCCUGAACUAAAGUGCAGUGUGUACAUUUUUCAAGCCAUUUUCCUCUUGGAUGAGACAUGAUAAGGUAAAUGCAAAUCUCAGCCCCCCCUUUUUUGCCGUAGCCCUUUAUCUCCUGCCUCCCCUUGUGGGCAAAAACGAACGCAUCAUACCAUGUCGUUGAAUUGUGCUAUUAAGUAUUUGAUACUCCUGCUCAACAAUACCCACAUGAGCUUUACAAAAAAGAGAGAGAAAAGUAACCUGUGAUUGACCACGACCAGUACUGCUGAAACUUAACUGGCAGGUGAGAAACGAAAUGUCACAUGCCAUAAUGUCACGGUCACGAUCUGUUUUCUUAAAAAAUAUAGUACCUGAAAUGCAA
Frankliniella occidentalis (western flower thrips) is the source of this 2161-nucleotide messenger RNA. Its product is annotated as facilitated trehalose transporter Tret1-2 homolog. Gene Ontology annotation, cellular component: membrane. Gene Ontology annotation, molecular function: transmembrane transporter activity. The transcript has 6 exons. Bases 138 to 1592 code for a protein of 484 amino acids. The record is from RefSeq and is a predicted model, not a curated record. Gene Ontology annotation, biological process: transmembrane transport. NCBI's taxonomy places the organism in Eukaryota, Metazoa, Arthropoda, Insecta, Thysanoptera, Thripidae.